Molecule: messenger RNA, 2610 nt
Organism: Lachancea sp. 'fantastica'
Lineage: Eukaryota; Fungi; Ascomycota; Saccharomycetes; Saccharomycetales; Saccharomycetaceae
Source: the annotation of a GenBank genome assembly
AUGCAAGAAUUGUCUACCCAAAGCGGAGUUUCUGGUUAUGGCUUGCUGUACGGUCCGUCUGGUACGGCUACUCAGACAGUAUCCAAAAGAAAAUACGGGAGUCCAGCAAUUCGUAAAGAUACGCAAUUGGUGCUUUCCAAGAACUCACGAUUGUCGCAGGCGUGCGAUCGAUGCAGAAUGAAAAAAAUCAAAUGUGACGGUGCCAGACCGUCGUGUGCAGCUUGCAACAAAGUGGGAUUCCAAUGUCGUCACAGCGAUACGCUUUCCAGAAGAGGAACUCCCAAAAAUUACACAGAAGCAUUGGAAAAAGAAGUGGUGCGUUUGCAAAAACUGGUCGCAGAGACGCAAACGAAACCAUGUUCGAAAAUGACCAGUUUAGAGCCCGCCCAGUGCUCGUCCAAGGCGCCACCUGCAGUCAAGGAUUCAAGACCCAGUCCGUUUCUUGAGCUUCCAUUCAUCAACGACACUUUUCAUUUAUACGAAAAUCGUAUUGUUGGUGAUGGCCAAUUUAUAGGUCAUGCAACAUGGAACGUCUUGGUCGACUCAACAUCAGAACUAGCGACUGACGUCUUGCCUAACGAGGACGAUUGGUUAUUGCGGUACUUAAUCCAGCAAUUCCAACUUUCGCACGAUCUUAUCCCCACAGUACUGCUGUCCAAGUACCACAAUGAUGCAAUCUUGUGCGGGAAACAAAUCAGGAAAAGCACGGCAUAUUUUCUGGAAACUUCAAUGGCGCUGGUGCCCAUUUUGAACUCCAGGUCGUGGCCUCAUGAGCUUGUCAAGGUCCCGCAUUCGAGAACUGUGCACCCUGCCGUUCUUCUCGCCAAUCUAUUGAUCUGUCAAUGGAAAUGGUCAUGUUUCAGCGACGAUGCACUGUUUACCGCCACCAAAAUCGUUUGCUUGAAUUCCACUCAACCUCUUCUACGAUUGCAAUGUCUGCUGCUAGCGGCAUUUUAUUUCAUGGGCACUCCCGGUGCAGCGCUGCUGACCAAAACUUCGACUGCGCCUUUCGCGUCUCAACUUUUGAAAUUGGCAUACGGUGAAAUGACCAACAUGGGACUCUUCAUCAACAGUCAUCGACUAACACCUGUCCAUACAAGUUCCAAUCUGAAUCACACAGAAAGACUAAUCACUUUUUGGUGUUUUCAAUUUCUAGACUCGUGGUGGACAUUGAUCCAAGGCAUUCCCAAAACAAAUUUCACCGGGGACGAAUUUUUGCCGCCCAAAAUAUCAGCUCUGAACAAUCCAAAGCUCAAACCGUUCGAACUAUUACUGGACUUUGUCUUUGGUUGCCUUGACGGUUGCAAUCUCUUAAAGGCUCUGUCUCGAGGUGGAAGUUCUCAUAUGGUUUACUUAUUGGAGACGUUUCGCAAACAACUGGUCCAUUUCAAUCUUUAUCACGACUCCAAGGACGAUGACGCUCUCAAUUUAUUCACUUCAGUGACAAAACUGGACCAGCCCUUGGCCACUGAAAUUCAACUGACUCUUUUUUAUCUUGUUGUUUCUCUUUUGGCGCAUGUUCAGUCCUAUAAUGCGGCACUAGCCAAGAAAGUCACUUUUGAAGCUCAACAUAUUAACGCUGAGCCAAGCAUUCCAGUCGAUGAAUCGAGCCAACGGGAAAAAUCUUCGAGAGUCUUGACCACUCAAAGAGAAAAUGCUUACGAAAUUUUGAUGCUUUACUAUUUUGUUAUGGUAGACUCCACUGAUAGCAAGCCCGUGGCUCCGUCACAACUGAAACCUUUGCAUUUUUUACCGUGUGAUAAUCUCGGCGUGAUAAAGCUAUGCCUGCAGAUUUUGGCAUCGUGGGCAUCAUCAAAGCUGACAAAAAGCAGCCCUGAUUAUGAUACCAUUUUUCAAAGAUGCCAAUGUAUUGUUGACGCUUGGUGUAACAUCUGGUAUUUUGAUGAAACCGAGGACGAACUGCUCGUGCGUUUGCAAAAAAUCUUCCAAUUCAACCUCAGGACUCCCCUACAGAAAAAGGCACAGACCUUUGAUAAGUUAUUGUACUUGCACUCGGUAAAGUUGCAAAAUAGACGGAUUCUGAUCCAGAAUCAAUUUAGCGACGCGGCUUCGAAAGAGCAUGUGGAGGACCCUUUCAACAGCUUAUACGGUGUGGACGGUAUGGCAAUGCAAUUACCCACUUCGGAGACCAUAAGUGCUCUUUUCAACCCGCUCGCAAUGCAGGAAGAGGACGAGGGCUAUGCUGAAGAUGAUGACGAAGAUGAUGAGCCCUUUUUGGAAAUCUCACUGGGGAGGAGAAAACAGCUUUACCCAAAGCAAGAUACAGUCUCACACCCCCAGUUUGAGCAUUCUCGUUCCAGUUCUCUCUUUGAUAACCGUCAAUCGGCACCAAUUUCCAAGCGGUUUUCCAUUGACGUGAAGGAUCAGCAGGCAGGCAGCAACGGUGUGCGCGAAAAGGAUGGGUUUUUGAAGAACCGGAUGGGUCUCAACGAAAAGUGGCCCUCUGAUCAUUACCUACUGGUACAAGAUCUACAAAAGCCAUCACCGGCAGUGGGAACACCUCGGUCUUUAGCAGAUCUACUGUGUCCCAGCACAGAUGUCGUAGCCCCAGCACAGACAAAUGAAAGCUCCAAAGUUCCGAUCAAUUGA